Coregonus clupeaformis (lake whitefish) is the source of this 303-nucleotide messenger RNA. RefSeq names its product histone H2A-like. Gene Ontology annotation, cellular component: nucleosome. Bases 1 to 303 code for a protein of 100 amino acids. The record is from RefSeq and is a predicted model, not a curated record. Lineage: Eukaryota; Metazoa; Chordata; Actinopteri; Salmoniformes; Salmonidae. Gene Ontology annotation, molecular function: protein heterodimerization activity; DNA binding; structural constituent of chromatin. The transcript is spliced from 2 exons.
AUGAGCGGAAGAGGCAAAACCGGAGGCAAGGCCAGGGCGAAGGCAAAGACCCGUUCAUCCCGUGCCGGGCUCCAGUUCCCCGUGGGCCGUGUGCACAGGCUGCUGCGCAAAGGCAACUACGCCGAGCGUGUGGGCGCUGGCGCACCAGUCUCACCUGGCCGCGCGUCGCAACUGGCCGUCCGUAACGACGAGGAGCUGAACAAACUGCUCGGCGGUGUGACCAUCGCUCAGGGUGGUGUGCUGCCCAACAUCCAGGCAGUGCUACUCCCCAAGAAGACCGAGAAGGCAGUCAAAGCCAAGUAA